Plasmodium falciparum 3D7 is the source of this 1110-nucleotide messenger RNA. Its product is annotated as rifin. Lineage: Eukaryota; Apicomplexa; Aconoidasida; Haemosporida; Plasmodiidae. Bases 1 to 1110 code for a protein of 369 amino acids. The transcript is spliced from 2 exons. The record is from RefSeq and is a predicted model, not a curated record.
AUGAAGUACAAUUACACUAAUAUAUUACUAUUUUCCCUUUCAUUAAAUAUAUUGUUUUUAUCAUCAGGGGUAUAUAAUCAAGGGAACCAUAACCUUACACUAUAUAAGCCAACUACUACCUCAAGACUGUUAUGCGAAUGUGAAUUGUAUGCACCAUCCAACUAUGACAAUGACCCUGAAAUGAAAGCUGUGAUUCACGAUUUUGAUCAUCAAACAUCUGAACGAUAUAAAGAAUAUGACAAACGUACGAUCAAAAACAGAAAAAAAUGUAAAGACCAAUGUGACAAAGAAAUACAAAAAAUUAUAUUAAAGGAUAAAAUCGAAAAAGAAUUAACAGAAAAAUUAGCGACAUUAGAAACAAACAUAACUACUAAGGAUAUUCCCACCUGUGUUUGCGAAAAAUCCUUAGCAGACAAAACAGAAAAAUUUUGUCUCAACUGUGGGUUUGGAUUGGGAAGUGGUGUGUUGCAGUCUUUAGGUUUAUUUGGGGGAAGUGGUAUCUAUGCUUGGACAAUCGGUGCUCCGGCCGCGGCUAUUGCAGCCGCCAAGGAAGCCGGUGCUGCAGCAGGUAUUAAAGCAGGUCAUGCUGUGGGUGCGACUAAAGUCGUUGAAUUAGUAAAUUCAAAAUUUGGUGUAGAAACUCUAGGUGGUCAGACAUUGAAUGACUUUUUUACUGCAACAAAUUAUAUGAAUGAGACUCUCAUUUUUGAAGCUGUCCAUAAGGAAUUUUAUAAAACCUGUGUGUAUAGUGGUACUAACGCUAGUGAUCGUAUUUGCAUAAUUUUUAACUCAUUAAGUACUGGUCAGGGAGGAACUGUUACAGCGAAUGAAUUUAUAGGAACAACUGCAAAAGAAAUUGUUACACAAGCUCAAUAUACUUCUAAUGCCACAGCUUCCAAUGUUACUACUGUAAAAACAGCAGCACUUAAGGCAAAAAACAUGGCGGUGGUAGAAGCUGGAUUUGACAGUUAUAUUACUGCUGUAAAUGCUUCUAUUGCUGCAAUAUUUAUUAUAGUUUUAGUUAUGGUAAUUAUUUAUUUAAUUUUACGUUAUCGUAGAAAAAAGAAAAUGAAGAAAAAACUCCAAUAUAUAAAAUUAUUAAAAGAAUAA